Perca fluviatilis (European perch) is the source of this 2161-nucleotide messenger RNA. It is a transcript of the gene wdr59, whose product is annotated as WD repeat domain 59. Gene Ontology annotation, molecular function: protein binding. NCBI's taxonomy places the organism in Eukaryota, Metazoa, Chordata, Actinopteri, Perciformes, Percidae. The record is from RefSeq and is a predicted model, not a curated record.
AUGGACGCGGUGAACCGUAGCUGCGUGGUGUCGGCUCACUGCGGCAGCCAUCAGGUUCACCUCGUGGUCAAGUUCCCGGCGCAGUAUCCCAACAACGCCGCGCCCACCUUCCAGUUCGUCGCCCCGACGACCAUCCCCUCCGCCAUGAAGACCAAGAUCCAGAAGAUUCUGACCGACACAUCGCUGCAGAAGGUCAAGAGGAACCAGAACUGUCUGGAGCCGUGUGUUAGACAGCUGGUGUCCUGUCUGGAGUCAGACAUGGUGCAGGAGGACGGUCCCGCCUCCGGUCCCUUCGUCCUGUCCAAUCCCGUCGCUCCGGCCCUGCAGGCCUUCCCCCGCGUCACCAACACAUACGGCUCCUAUCAGGACGCCAACAUCCCGUUCCCUCGGACCUCCGGCGCUCGUUUCUGCGGCACUGGCUGUCUCGUUUAUUUCACUCGACCAAUCACCAUGCACCGCUCUGUCCCGCCCACCGAGCCCACUCCCAGGUCCCUGUCGGCUCUGUCGGCCUAUCACAGCGGAGUGUUGACUCCGAUGAAGAUGCGUUCAGAGUCUCAGAGCUCCCUGCGGCUGUACAGCGGCAGCCCCACUCGCUCCGACAAAGACACCGUGUCCAUCUCGUCCUUCUACUACAAAGAACGGAAGCUCCCAAUCUCUGCCUCUCGCCGCUGGUCUGUCCAAACCCUCCGUGAUUGGCCGAAAUCCCGCCGAUUUAAGACCAAGCGAGAGGGGGCGGACUACGGCAACCGUCCCAUCAAACUGGCGGGGAAGGUGAUCAUCCAGGAGAUUUCCUGUCUGCUGCCCGUCCACAAAGCUCUGGGAGAGAGUUACAUUCUGAACAUGAACGACAUCCACGAGACGUGUCAGAAGAACGCAGCGGCGUCGCUCGGCGUCGGACGCAGAGACGUCGCCAAGGUGUGGGCGUUGGCGUCUGCAGCGACCAGCCAGGACCUGAGUCCCGACUCUGACCCGGACUCAGAGACCCCCUGGGCCAGACACCCGUUUGGACGCCACCUGCUGGAGACUCUUUUGGAUCACUACAGUCACAUGAGUGACGUCCAGACUCUGGCGAUGCUGUGCAGCGUGUUCAGAGACCAGGCUGCUCCUCCAGACUGUUUCUCUCUGUACGGACAUCACCCGUCACGCUCCUCCAUGCUGCCGCCACACCACUCCCGCUACCCCAGCUACACGUCCAGCUCCGUCACCUCGGGCUCGUGCUCCAGCACCUCGGACUCCAUCGCCACCGUCAACUGGAACUCAGGUAGAGACUCUGAGCACGCCAACCCGUGGGGCGAGUCCUCCCCUGACGACUAUCGCUACGGCAACCAGGGUUACAGCGAUCCACGGGAAAGAGAGCGAGAACAGCACGACAUGAACAAAAGACUGCUGGACCCCGCCAACACGCUGCAGUUUGACGACUUUAAGAAGUGUUACGGGGAGAUCCUGCACCGCUGGGGUCUGAGGGAGAAAAGAGCCGACGUGCUGAAGUUCGCCUCUUGCCCUCCAGAACCUCACAAAGGCAUCGAGUUCGGCGUGUACUGCUGUUACUGUCGCAGUCAAGCUCGCGGCACGCAGUGCGCCGUGUGCAAGCGGCUGACCUUCCAGUGCGCCAUCUGUCACGUGGCCGUCCGCGGUUCCUCCAACUUCUGCCUGAGCUGCGGCCACGGGGGACACACCAGUCACAUGAUGGACUGGUUCCGGCGCCAGGACGAGUGUCCGGCCGGCUGCGGCUGCCACUGCCUGCUGCAGAGCACCUUCUGAUGCCACGGACGCCCCCGCAGACGGAAACCAACGCACCUCCUGGGAGAGACGGGCGGGGUGACGGGGACGGAUCUGAGCCUCUGACGCACAGAGAGUCAAACAGCUGAUGGCGAUGCUAGUCCGUCCAAGAGAGGAUAAAAUCCUCCUGACCCAGAACCAGAACCAGAGAAAACUGAACCGGACUCUCUCAGUUUUGGACACUUUGCUUAAAUACCCUUUAAGGAGAUAUUUCUAUAUCUUUCUGUCACUUGAUGUUCACAGCGGCCUUACAGACUCACAGGACUGUUAUGAAAUGGGAAGAAUAAGUUUCUGAAUAUUCUGUCAAGAAAAUGAAGAAUGUGUGAAACUCCAACAAAUGUACUUUAUGUGUAAAAUAAUAAUUAAAGUAUGUUUGAAUUCA